GAAACAGAAGUUGAAUAUCAGUCUCAUGUCUCUGAGACUGUUUUUGUUUGGCUGUUAGACAAGCUGAGGACUAGGCUGGCCUCAAACACACCAUGUAGCUGAUGCUAACUUUGAACUCUUCCCUGCCUCCACCCUCUGGGUGGUGGGAUUGCAGUAUAGGAUUCACUUCUGAAGUGGUGGAGACAUUGGUUCUUCUGCUGGGUGGCUUGUUAUAGACUCCAAGGGACUUCUAAAUUCAGGCUCUUGUCCAGUUUUAAAAUAUGUCAAAACAAUGUGCUGCAUAUAUUAUUUAUCCUUAAAGGGUCAUGGACUUGUACGCUGCCUUAAAGGUGCUGCACUAUGUUAAGGGAGCCAAAGGCUGCCAAAGUUUGAGGUUGGGAAGAUGAGGCUGCUGGUUUAUCUGAUGCAGACCCGCUGAUUCUCUAGUUGGAGCAAGGCGAACGGUUUUGUCGCCGAGUUUCUCCACAACACCCAGCUAGGGGCCAGCCCGUCACCUACCUGUCUUUGCCCGAAGCCUGUGUGUACAGGCAGAGCAGGUAAAACAGCCAACCUGCAGUAACCAGCCCAAGUUGGAAGCAGGUGUGGUGUCAGAGUCUGUUAAACCUAGGGUUUUCUCUUGAGAGAUGGAGGCCAGCCUGGGCUAACUGAGACCUUGUGUAUCCUCUUUCUUUAAGACAGAACAAAGAAAAAACCCCAAGCAUAAACCAGGUAGUUUAGCUAAUAAGCCUGUGGGCAUUUUGCUUUGCUCUGCCCUAAUGCGUUCUUUCCAGUUUGCUUUAGGCCUAGGCAAGCCGAGACAAAUUUUAAAGUCUUUGAUUGGACAAAAUGAGAGCAUCUUGUCCUAUCAGAGAGCACCACGGAGGCGGGACUCUUGGCUAGGGUCUGCCUCGGAGCUGGCCGGCGAGCAAGUGCGCCUGCCCCGGAAUUGUUAGAGGAGGCGGGGCUUGGUUCCUCGGGUUGUGUUUGGACCGAUUAUUGGCUCGUGCUGGGGGCAGGCUGCGCAGAGAGGUCGCCUAGUGUUAGGGGCACCUUACACCUAAGUGAGGAGGUGCAGGGCAAGGCCAAGCUCGCUGGCCGUGGUGGGGAAGCCACACUGGUUGGGGUCCUGUGUGCCCGCCGGCCCCGUUCGCUAUGGGGGAGGUGGAGAUUUCCGCCCUGGCCUACGGGAAGAUGUGCCUGCACGCCUCUCGGUACCCGUACGCUGCUGUCAACGGGUUGUUGCUGGCUCCGGCGCCGCGAUCGGGAGAAUGCCUCUGCCUCACCGACUGUGUGCCUCUCUUCCACAGCCACCUGGCCCUGUCCGUCAUGCUGGAGGCUGCGCUCAAUCAGGUGGAGGUGUGGGGCGCACAGGCCGGUCUGGUGGUAGCUGGGUACUACCACGCCAAUGCUGCUCUGGACGACCAGAGCCCUGGGCUUCUGGCCUUGAAAAUCGCCGGGCGAAUUGCAGAAUUCUUCCCUGAUGCAGUGCUUAUUAUGCUGGAUAAUAAGAAACUGGUGACUCGGCCUCGUGUACCUCCAGUCAUUGUCCUGGAGAACCAAGGUCUUCAAUGGGUGCCUAAGGACAAGAACUUAGUAAUGUGGAGAGACUGGGAAUUGUCCCGACAGAUGGUGGGGGCACUGCUGGAGGGCCAGGCCCACCGUCACCUCGUGGAUUUUGACUGCCAUCUUGAUGACAUUCGGCAGGACUGGACCAACCAGCGGCUUAACACUCAAAUCACCCAGUGGGGUGCUCCCACCAGUGGAAAUGCCUGAACCAGAGGGUCAGAGUACAAUAAAGAGAUGGGCUGGCGGGCGA
This is a messenger RNA of Onychomys torridus (southern grasshopper mouse), 1795 nucleotides long. It is a transcript of the gene Emc9, whose product is annotated as ER membrane protein complex subunit 9. NCBI's taxonomy places the organism in Eukaryota, Metazoa, Chordata, Mammalia, Rodentia, Cricetidae. The coding region runs from base 1132 to 1752 and encodes 206 amino acids. The transcript has 5 exons. Gene Ontology annotation, cellular component: EMC complex. The record is from RefSeq and is a predicted model, not a curated record.